Messenger RNA from Corythoichthys intestinalis (scribbled pipefish), 3063 nucleotides. Its product is annotated as calsenilin. The transcript is spliced from 7 exons. Bases 1477 to 2178 code for a protein of 233 amino acids. Gene Ontology annotation, molecular function: RNA polymerase II cis-regulatory region sequence-specific DNA binding; DNA-binding transcription repressor activity, RNA polymerase II-specific; potassium channel regulator activity. The record is from RefSeq and is a predicted model, not a curated record. Lineage: Eukaryota; Metazoa; Chordata; Actinopteri; Syngnathiformes; Syngnathidae. Gene Ontology annotation, cellular component: voltage-gated potassium channel complex; nucleus. Gene Ontology annotation, biological process: negative regulation of transcription by RNA polymerase II; regulation of potassium ion transmembrane transport.
GUUUUUUCACUCACCGAGUAGCAUCACUCAAAUUCCAUUUUAAGGAAAACAAAGUAAUGAUAGCGGUACUCCACAAACCUGUUGCCCGGGGAGUGAGUAAUAAAGAUUGUUAUAGCAAAAUAGUGUGAGAUAUUGCACAGCACUGUGACACGAACAUUUGGCAUUGAGUCAUUCAUUUGAAUGCCAGUGUUGUCACAUGAUACAUGUAAUCUUCUCUCUUAAGUAAUUGCAAUAAAAUUAUGUGGAUUGGAAUUGACUUCAAAAAAUGUUAUGCCCUAUUUAACUCAUUCACUGUCAUUGACGGUUAUGUCAGGUCCAUUUGAACUAGCAGCAAAUGAUCGGUGGGCAAUCACUUCAGAAAGUCUUUCAAGAAAAAGGCACUUCAAAGAGUAGUUUUACCAUGUCUUCCCUUUUAGUUUGAAUUGUGAGGAAGAAACACUACUUUUACGGCACUAGUUUGGGCUACACUAGCCAUUACAUUUUUCGUCUUUACUGUAGAUUUGACUUUGAUUUUGCCAGAGAUACUGACAGUGGUGCUACCAAUUUCAGAGAUGUCGCAACAAUAAUCACAUGACUCCUUUAUGCCAAUCACACGUAACAUUACAGUCCCACGACAACACACAAGCUUGCAGUCGGAAGUCCUAUAAUUUCUGUUCAAUCAUGUGGGGUCUUUAAAGUGCUGUUACAAUUAAACUAUUUGUCACUGAGUCAACGUUACUCGAUUUCAAGCCCUCUCCCAGUUUUUAAUUGGCACCGACAGACCAAGGAAAACCGGAGAUAUGAUCAUUUUAAUUUAAUGGUAGGAAAUAUGUUUUUGGACAGGAAACGUUUCAUUUAUCUACUUUGAAUUCGAUCAUUUUUGUACAUUUUUUGGCCUAAUAUAGUGAUAUAACAGUUUAUACUGUAAUACUGUAUCAUAAUAACAACUGUUCAUAUAGAUGACGUGUGCUGAGAAAAAAACCAUAACCCUAUUUUUAAAAAAUAUCACACAGUUAGCAGUGCAUUGACAAUGUUUCUCAUUACUUGAGUAUUCUUUUUUACUUGAGUCCAUUUUUUGGAUGACAACUUUUACUUGAGUGAUAUUAUUAUGAAGUAACGCUACUCUUACUUGAGUCAAAUUUUUGGUUUCUCUACCCACCUGUGAUUAUUUGUAGGCUAUAUGUGCACUUAAGUUUCUUUUCCACGACAUCUUGCCUUUUUCAACAGUAUUCUUGCUACCAUAUCCUGCUGUAACUUAUGGUCGGAGUGGGAAAAAUAUGCAAUCCAUCAGAGAAGGGAGGGGUGCAGAAAGAAAAAGGUCAGUCAAUUAACAUGGCAGAGGCGCUGUGCUAAAAAGAGACACCGGCGGGAAAAAGCGUGACAGAGAGUGACAGGCGCAUUGACGGGAUGAGAACGCUGACGGGAGCGGGACGACCAUGAGCGUUUAGCAGCAGGGGGGACGCCGCCUUGGAAGAAAAGUUGGAAGAAGGGGGCAGGAUGAGCGUCCGGUGGGAAACUGAGGGUCUGCAGACGGUGGGCAUCGUGUGUCUGGUCAUCAUGUUCCUCAAGCUGAUGCAUCUGUUGGGCCUCAUUGACAUCACCGAGACUGACAGCAGUGACAGUGAUCUGGAGCUGUCAACAGUGCGUCAUCAGCCAGAGGGUCUGGACCAGUUGCAGGCUCAGACAAAGUUCACCAGGAAGGAGCUUCAGUCACUCUACAGAGGCUUCAAGAAUGAGUGUCCCAGCGGGCUGGUUGAUGAGGAGACAUUCAAGUCCAUCUAUUCUCAGUUCUUUCCCCAAGGAGACGCGACCACGUAUGCUCACUUCCUCUUCAACGCCUUCGACAUCGACAGGAAUGGCUCAAUCCGCUUUGAGGACUUUGUCAUUGGCCUGUCUGUGCUUCUCAGAGGCUCUGUCACAGAGAAGCUCAACUGGGCCUUUAACCUCUAUGACAUCAACAAAGAUGGCUACAUCACAAAAGAGGAGAUGCUGGCAAUAAUGAAAUCAAUUUACGACAUGAUGGGAAGGUACACUUACCCAUGUGUGCGUGACGAGGCUCCAUCUGAGCACGUGGACAAGUUCUUCCAGAAAAUGGACAGAAACCGAGAUGGUGUUGUGACCAUAGAAGAGUUCAUCGAGACCUGCCAGAAGGAUGAAAACAUCAUGAACUCCAUGCAGCUGUUUGAGAAUGUAAUCUAAUGUAUCAAAAUGCUCUAUUGAGAAAGUAUUUUUCCUAUGGAACACACAAACACAGCACACCCUUCGUAUUUCAACCAAAUAGAUGAUAUCUUGGCAGUUAAUGCAAGUAGUAUGAAGACAAAAAGAGGAUCUUUUUUUUUCUUGCCACUUUUAUUUUAGUUGUAAUAUAUCUUGGCCACUCACAGUAAAAGCAAGGUGGACAUAAAAUGAGCUUCCUGUUGAGAGCGGACAGCUCUUUUGUGUGUCUUGAAUAAAGCCACAGAAGGACUUAUGUCACUAAAUUGAAUGAAUAGAUCACUGCCAAACGAGAAGAGAAGAUGAGAUUCAAGUUCCCUUUCAACCACACGCGUGCACUGCACAAAGUCGGCCAGGCUGAGCUCAUUGGCUUCUAGUCAGGAAAUGGAAACUAAAAAUGCAAAUAGAAGCAUGUUCGUAAUGUGGAAUUAGCUUGCACUAUGAUUUCAUGUUUGUUCGCCUGAGAAAACAUAGCCGUGUCAAUGUCUGCACAUGACGCACAGCUGAAGGGAAAGUUUGUACAUAAAGAAAAGCUGUGCUACUUUUGCAAAUAAAAUGAUCUGUAUAGAUAUUUCUUUGAAGUCACUUCUAGAUGAAAAUUUUUAGUGACACAUACCCAAAGAAAGCAGAUUGCUGUUGUGUCCUUUUGUAUUUUAGGGAGAUGACAUUGAAAAUUGUUAAAUAGGGAGAGUCUAUCUGCAGUACUGUGAACAAUGAGGUUGGUAAAUGUGGGGUUUAUAUGCUGAAUGAAGGCUUUAUGUUAGUUCUUCAGUAUCUACUCGCAUGCGGACUCGAAGUGCCACAGUUUAAUGUACAGUACAGUCAGACCUUUGUGAAGUGGGUGAAUAAAGAUGCAGUUGACUGCUGUGA